AAAGUGAAGCUUCUUCAUUCUCUCUGAAGUUUUCAAAGACCAAGACUCAAAACCAGCCAUUCGAUCUUUACGUGUCCACCACUACUCUAUCUAAAAGCCCUCUUUCUUAUUUCAUCUCUUUUGCAUUGUUUAUUCUGCUUCACAUCAAAUAGAAGCAUUACUUGAGUUUGUCAUUUUAUUUUAUUUUAUUUUAUUUUAUUUUAUUAUAUUUGCUUCAGUUUUCACCAGAGAACACGGUUCUUUACUGCUACUCAAUUAAUCUCUCUUCCAAGCUCAAGAUUUUUGGAGUGCUCGUGCGAUAUGAGCGUUCAAGAUUUCUGGGUGGUUAUCUUUGUCAUUGGCUUUUGCUUCCAGCCACCAGUUUUGAGCUCUCAGAACCUGACGUGCCAUCCAAAUGAUUUGAAAGCAUUGGAGGAGUUCAUGGGUGGUCUGCAAACUGUCAUUGGUGGUUGGGCCAAGAAUUUCUCUGAUGAUUGCUGUAAAUGGGCAGGUAUUACUUGCAACUCUUCGUUCUCUCUUGGAUUGGAUGAUUCUGUUGAUACUUAUAGAGUGGUUGAGUUGGAUGUUUCGAGUAGAAAACUAAUUGGGAAUCUCUCUGAAUCUUUGGGAAAUUUGGAACAACUUAGAGCCCUCAAUCUUUCUCACAACUUCCUUAAAAACUCACCUCCUGCCUCACUGUUCCAAUUGCCAAAUUUAGAGUACUUAGACUUGAGUUCUAAUUACUUUUCUGGCCCCAUUCCAGUUGAUAUUAAUUUACCUUCACUUCUGUUCCUUGAUAUCUCUCAAAACUUCUUGAAUGGUUCUAUUCCACAAAGGAUCUGUGCAAGUUCUACUAGGCUUCAGGUACUGAACUUGGCUGUGAACUACUUGUCUGGUACUCUACCACCAAGUCUUGGAAAUUGUAGUUCCUUGGAGGACCUCUGUCUCCUCACGAAUAAUCUCUCUGGUGGUGUACCUGAGGGUAUAUAUCGGCUGCAAAAUCUGACCAGAUUGACCAUUCAAGAUAACAAGCUUUCUGGGCCGCUGAGCAAAGAUGUUGGUAACCUGAUUAACCUUAAUCGUUUGGAUAUCUCAACGAAUUGGUUUUCAGGGUCUAUUCCCGAUGUUUUCCACAGCCUUGGAAGAUUACAGUAUUUUGUUGCUCAUUCCAAUAAUUUCAGUGGUGGGAUACCUCCUUCCUUGUCAAGUUCCCCAACUAUCUCUUUGCUUAAUGUGAGAAACAAUUUAUUGGAGGGUCCAAUUGAUCUAAAUUGUUCAGCAAUGACAAGUUUGGCCUCUCUUGAUCUAGGUUCAAACCAGUUUGAUGGGGAAAUUCCAUCUAAUCUUCCCUCUUGUCCACAUUUGAAUAAUAUAAAUCUUGCCCGGAACAACUUGAGUGGCCAAAUACCUGACAGCUUCAAGGAUUUUCAUACUCUCAAUUACCUCUCACUUUCAAACUCCAGCCAUUCUAAUCUAUCAUCUGCCCUUCAAAUUUUACAGCAGUGUCAGAAUCUAACUACUUUGGUUCUCACCAUGAACUUCUAUGGUGAAGAAUUGCCUGCUGAUCCAAACCUUCAUUUUGCAAAGUUGAAGGUUCUCAUUAUUGCAAACAGUAGGCUCACAGGUUCAUUACCCCAGUGGUUGAGUAAGAGCAGCAGAUUGCAGUUAUUGGAUAUAUCCUGGAACUGCUUGGAAGGUACAGUUCCAGCUUGGUUUGGCAAUUUUACUAAUCUCUUCUACUUGGACAUAUCAAACAAUUCUUUUACUGGGGAUAUCCCGAGAAGCUUAACUGGACUACAGAGCCUCAUUUAUUGGAAUGUUUCCAAGGUUCAGGAACCUUCCCCUGAUUUUCCUCUUUUCCGGAAAAAGAAUGUAAGUGCAAGGGCAUUGCAGUACAAUCAAGUUUGGAGCUUUCCACCGACGCUGGCACUUAGCAACAAUUAUUUGAGCGGACAGAUCUGGCCAGAGUUUGGGAACCUGAAAUCCCUUCAUGUAUUUGAUUUAAAAUUCAACAAUUUAUCUGGAUCAAUUCCAAGUUCUCUUUCUAAUAUGACCAGCUUAGAGGCUCUGGAUUUGUCUCAUAACAAGCUUUCAGGAAUAAUACCCAGUUCACUGACUCGUCUCAGUUUUUUGUCCAAGUUCAGUGUUGCAUACAAUCAAUUAGAGGGGGCGAUUCCUAGUGGAGUUCAAUUUUGGACCUUCCCAAAUUCAAGCUUUGAAGGGAAUAGUCUCUGUGGUGACCUUGCUCCUCCAUGUCCAUCAAAGGUGAAUACUUCUCCCGUUCAAACCAGAAAAUCAAGACUAGAAUUAGGAGGAGUUUAUAUAGGAAUAGCUGUGGGAUUUGUAUUUGGAGUAGCUUGUUUUAUUGUAACAGAUAGAUAUGUAUGGACUUGGCAUUUCUAAUUUCUGUUACCCUAUUCUUCCUUGUGGAAGGGGUUAGGUUAGGUGAUGCUGGCUCUGAAAUACAGUAGUUUCUUUCAUUCUGUAAAAUUGCUGUAGGUUUCUUCUUUUAUGGUUUCUGUUGGAAUUUGUGGCUUUGAUACACUGUUGGAAUUUGGUGCGGAAGUGUUUGGUUGUGAUGGGCUGGGACAAUAAACAUAGGACUCGAGUUUUUGGAGCAAGUGUUUGAGAAAGAA
This is a messenger RNA of Rosa chinensis, 2615 nucleotides long. RefSeq names its product phytosulfokine receptor 1. NCBI's taxonomy places the organism in Eukaryota, Viridiplantae, Streptophyta, Magnoliopsida, Rosales, Rosaceae. The record is from RefSeq and is a predicted model, not a curated record. The coding region runs from base 301 to 2382 and encodes 693 amino acids. The transcript has a single exon. Gene Ontology annotation, molecular function: protein binding.